CCCGGCCACUCCUUUAGACUCUGGCCGCGCGAGGACGGGGCGCUCUGCCUCCGCCUUAUAAAGAGCCCAGCGCAGGGCGGCGGGGCGGCCGGGAGGCGGGUACCGGGCUCCGCGGAGCCGGGGGUGGGGGCGCCACCUGUCGCAGCGGCGCGGGGGAAACAUGGGCCGCUACUCGGGCAAGACGUGCCGCCUGCUCUUCAUGCUCGUGCUCACGGUGGUCUUCUUCGUGGCCGAGCUGGUGUCGGGCUACCUGGGCAACUCGAUCGCGCUGCUGUCCGACUCGUUCAACAUGCUGUCGGACCUGAUCUCGCUGUGCGUGGGGCUGGGCGCCGGCUACGUCGCUCGCCGCGCCCCCGGCGGCUCCCGGGCCACCUACGGCUACGCGCGCGCCGAGGUGGUGGGCGCGCUGAGCAACGCCGUCUUCCUCACCGCGCUCUGCUUCACCAUCUUCGUGGAGGCCGUGCUGCGCCUGGCGCGGCCCGAGCGCAUAGACGACCCCGAGCUGGUGCUCAUCGUCGGCGCCCUGGGGCUGGCUGUCAACGUGGUGGGGCUGCUCGUCUUCCAGGACUGCGCCUCCUGGUUCGCCUGCUGUGGCCGCCGCCGCCGCCGCCGCCGCCUCCACGAGCAGCAGCAGCAGCAGCAGCAGGUGGCGCAGGGCGGCCCGGGCGGCGCUUUCGGGGGACCGCGGGGCGCCGCCCGCGUAGCCCCCGGCCCGGACUCGGCCGCGACCCUGCGCGUGGCCUCACAGGGAAGCAGCGCGGAGAAGGGGGCGACCGUGUUGUCAGACGUAGCAGGUGAUUCCCUGAACACCCGGAACGAGCCAGAAGAGACCAUGAAAAAGGAGAAAAAGUCGGAAGCCCUGAAUAUCAGAGGUGUGCUUUUGCAUGUGAUGGGAGAUGCGCUGGGGUCGGUGGUAGUCGUGAUCACGGCCAUCAUAUUCUAUGUGCUUCCCCUGCAACCAGAGGACCCGUGUAACUGGCAGUGCUACAUCGACCCCAGCCUGACUGUCAUCAUGGUCAUCAUCAUUCUGUCCUCUGCCUUCCCACUCAUCAAGGAGACCGCUGUCAUCCUGCUGCAGAUGGUCCCCAAAGGGGUGAAUAUGGAAGAGCUGAUGAGUAAACUCUCUGCCGUGCCCGGGAUUAGCAGUGUUCAUGAAAUGCACGUCUGGGAACUUAUAAGUGGAAAGAUCAUCGCCACCCUGCACAUCAAGACUCAGAAGGACAAGGGAUAUGAGGACGUCAGUCUGAAAAUUCGGGAAAUCUUCCACAACGCAGGCAUCCACAACGUGACCAUCCAGUUCGAGGGCGCGGACUCACGGGAGGUCCUGGAGCAGAAGGAGUCCCCCUCUCUCUGCAACUCGCCCUGCGUGUCCAAGGGCUGCGCCAAGCAGCUGUGCUGUCCCCCCAAGGCACUGCCUGUGGCCCACGUCAACGGCUGUGCCGAGCACAAUGGCUGUCCCUCUCUGGACAUGUACCAGAGCGAAGGCCUCGGUAGACAAGAACUAACACACGUGGCUGUUGAAGUAUCAUUGGAUGGCCGUGUGAGUGACCAUGGACAAGCUUUUCCCAAAACUCAGGGGGACCAGUGUUAUGUCAACAGCACACAUUUUUAACCCAGUACCACAGAAACAGACUGUAUAGACGAAGCACUUCGGAGCCACCAGCUUGGCCUGUGGAAAGAGCUUUGUGGGUGGUCUGCACUGACCAAACUCGCAAUGUGCGCUCUCUGUGUCCAGUGAGGGGUUGGCUCUGUGGGAUGUUAAUUGAUGGUGUCUGUUGAUUUUUAUGUGACUGAUAAGAUAACCCCUUUCUAUUAUCCUGGAUGUCUCCUGCUGCUGUUCAACUGUUGUAGUUGGCACCUUUUAUUUCCCGAAGCCAACUGCACUGGUAUAUGUAUCAGGGUCGCUGAAGGUUGGGACUCUGACUGUGGACAUGGGAUUCCAAGUAGUUUCUGUUUUAAACUGAUUAGAACUUCUAGCUGACUCUCAGGUGAGCUCAUAGCCAAGGACAUCGCAGAAACUUAACCAUGAUGGCAUUGUUUUUCCCCGUCGACUGGAAGACCGUAACAGAAGGAAGACAGGUAGUCCUGUCACUGCAGACGUUUUUGUCUUUGACUCAUUGUUGAAUAAAUGUAAAAUAGAUACUUAUUAAGGUAGAAAAUACACUCAGAACAUUAGAGGAAGUAGAGCUUGGGGGGUGGGACGGGGGAUUUUUGACCACCUCAUUUUGUGAGGUGGAGAAAAAAUGAAUGUUUACUUCCUGCUGUGAACUGAACUAUAGCUAUAGGCGGUUUCAAAUGUUUAAAUACAUAAAAUACUUUUCCUUUUC
Molecule: messenger RNA, 2327 nt
Organism: Hipposideros armiger (great roundleaf bat)
Lineage: Eukaryota; Metazoa; Chordata; Mammalia; Chiroptera; Hipposideridae
Gene: SLC30A10
Product: solute carrier family 30 member 10
Exons: 4
Coding region: 161-1612 (483 amino acids)
Biological process (GO): detoxification of zinc ion; manganese ion transport; intracellular zinc ion homeostasis
Cellular component (GO): membrane
Molecular function (GO): zinc ion transmembrane transporter activity
Source: RefSeq, a predicted model, not a curated record